AUGACACCCAAGCGUCAAGAAGCUGAGCCAGUUGAUCCCAGCCCCCUAGGUCAACCCCUCCCCUUCGCCUUCAGCGGCAAGACGGCCAAGAACCGUUUGCUCAAGGCCGCCAUGACAGAGCGACUGUCCUCUUGGGAUCCCAAGAAACUCGAGGCGCGCGGUGUUCCUUCAAAAGAGCUCGUCAAUGUGUACAAACGCUGGGGCGAGGGUGACUUUGGCGUCAUCCUGACCGGCAACGUCAUGUUCGAGUAUGACCACCUGGAGGCUGCUGGCAACCCCAUCAUCCCUCGCGAUGCCCCCUUUUCCGGUGAGAGGUUUGAGGCCUUCAAGGACUUGGCAACUGCAUCAAAAGCACACGGGAGCUUGGUAGUUGCCCAGGUCAGCCACCCAGGACGGCAAGUUACCGACACCAUUCAGCCACACCCCAUUUCCGCAAGCGAUGUCCAGCUCGAAGGUGAUAUUAUGGGCAUGAAGUUUGCCAAGCCCAGGGCUAUGGAGGACAAGGACUUCAAAGACGUGAUCGAGGGAUUUGCCCACGCUGCGGAGUACUGCUACAAGGCCGGAUACGACGGUAUCCAGCUUCACGGCGCCCAUGGUUAUCUUUUGGCCCAGUUCUUGUCAUCAACGACAAACAAGAGGACCGACAAGUAUGGCGGUUCAGUGGAGAACCGCGCCAGAAUUAUCAUCGAGAUUGCGGAUGCUGUCCGUCAACGUGUAACCGACCCGGCCUUCAUCGUCGGCAUCAAGGUGAACAGCGUCGAGUUCCAAGAAGGCGGCUUCUCGCCCGAAGACUGCAAGGUUCUGUGCGGUCUACUUGAGCAGCAUCGCUUCGACUUUGUGGAGCUGUCUGGCGGCACGUACCAGUCUCUCGCCUUCCAGCACAAGCGCGACUCGACAAAGAAGCGCGAAGCCUUCUUCCUCGACUUUGCCGAGCAGAUCAUUCCCGAGCUGAAGCAGACCAGGUCGUAUGUCACUGGAGGCUUGCGCUCGGCCAAGGCCAUGAUCGACGCCCUCAAGACCGUGGACGGCGUUGGCCUCGCACGACCUGUUUGCAAUGAAUUUGAUCUCCCUCACAAGCUCAUCACCGGAGAGGCAGCGAGCGCUGUUGAUGCGCUCAUCGACGAGCAGAACUUUGGUCUCACAAAUGUGGCUGCUGGCACACAGAUAAAACUUGUUGGAAAGGACAAGCAGCCGCUCGACCUCAGCCGUGAGGAUCACCUGCAACAGUUCAACGAGUCGAUGAACAAAUGGGCCGAGGGUAUGGCAGACAACGCAGACCAGUCCAAGUACGGGUUCGUGGACAUCGACGGAGUCCAGCUCGAACCGUAUGGCACUCCUUAUGCCGCAGCAUAA
Molecule: messenger RNA, 1353 nt
Organism: Emericellopsis cladophorae
Lineage: Eukaryota; Fungi; Ascomycota; Sordariomycetes; Hypocreales; Bionectriaceae
Product: oxidoreductase
Exons: 3
Coding region: 1-1353 (450 amino acids)
Molecular function (GO): FMN binding; oxidoreductase activity
Source: RefSeq, a predicted model, not a curated record